UGCUCCUCCUUUUUGGCAUAAAGCGGAAGUGACGGGGAAGACUACACAAGCAUAGGCGACAUCUUGCGAAAGAUGUUGCGCCGAUCGCUGCGGCGCUGGCGGGCGGGAGCGAGAGCGCUCGUGCACCGUGGCUGCCCUCUUCCGAUGCCGAUACUACUAAGGAUUCAUGUACACAGGAGCAUAAGCCAGCGGUCGCUUUCGAAUAUUCGUGAAGCCUCGACGUCGACGUUUGCAUGCAAAUCAUCAUGCGCGAACGCUAGUGCUCUGGGGAGAACAGGCAUGUCCUCGCCACCUAUUUCCAAUCGGAGGAGAAGCUCUUCCCUCCCUAUUUUUCUUCCUGGGAAGACGAGGUUUGCUUCGACCGCGUCAGCCGCCGCAUGCGCACCUUCCAAAAGUAGCAAAAAGUCCUCCGUGCCUCUUGCGAGAAUGACCAAAGCUCCUCCAAGUACCUCAUCUAGUGGAAGUAAAACGUCAGCUAUUACCAAGCCCUCUGCUACAAUAAAUUCGAAAAAAUCUUGCUCGUCUUCGUCAGAAGCGCGUGCUGGCGUUAUGCGAGCGCGGUCGCGCACGUCGGAGGUGAUGAGCAAUGGUUCCAUGAUAAAAAGAUCCGCAGCACCAGCUGCUUCGUCAAGAAGAACACAACAAAUAUCCACGACGUCCUCCACGAAAAUAUCUACUGCUCCAAGAAGACUGGUGCCCUUGACGAACACUAAGUCGUCACCGUCAAGAAAAGUGCCUCUUUCUGCUGACGCACCAACGCCCUCAUCUGCAUCAACUGCGCCAUCAGUCAGGAAGUCCCCCACGGCGGUUUCCAAAGGUCCUGUGCAUCUACAAUUCCUGGGCCACACGCAAUAUAUCGACUUAGAGAGCGAAGCGGAUCGCGUUUGUGAGCGGAUUCUGAAGGAUAAAGUGCGCUUAAUCGGGAUAGAUGCGGAGUGGAACAUGACCUUCAAGAAAAACGCAGUUCAGCGCGUGGCUUUAUUACAACUGGCAUACGAGAUUCCCAAACCCAAUCCGAGAGCACGUGCAAGUUGGGCACCUGCACUCAUGCGAGCACACGAAUCGCUGCAGAGGCCGAUUCGGGUACGAGAACUUUGAUGGAACUGUUUACAUUGUACUAAAGUUACAGCAUUAUAUACUAAGACUACUAGUCUGUCUUGUAAUCUCAUCUACGAUGACAAUCGUAAUCGAUCAAGCAAAUGUGAAUCUGGAUGACAACAUGAGCUAUAGCUGCUGUGAACCCAUUUACAUGUAACACUCUCACUCUGAUAAGCAGGUGAAGCUCUUUCAUUUGUCGGAGUUUUCGCGUUUUCCCGCAGCACUUCGCAAGAUUCUGGAGGACGAUGAGAUCCUGAAGGUUGGCGUGAAUAUCAAAGGCGACUGCAGUAGACUCGUGAAAGAGCAUAAGAUAGAGGUUUCCGAGAACAAAGUUGCCUGGGUAGAUACGGAGAAGCUAGCCCGAAGAAAGAUUAGCCUCAGCAAGGAGCCAGUCGAAGAGGGAGCUGAAGAGGUCCUUGUGAAUUAUAUAUGUGUGUACGCAAAGAACUUCACGAUUUCGAGUGAAUGGCUCUUCUUGUCCUUUUGCGAAAUAAUGGAGUCUCACGACGAUAUCAUCGGGCUUCUUCACUUGUGCGAAACCUAGUGCAAUACCUUGAUGUCUAGCCACCCUAUUCCUUACUCCAAUCUCAGAUGCGGAACUACACAUUGGCGUCGUUGUGCAGUUAUUUCUAUCGUAUUUCCAUCGACAAGACAAGAGAGAUACGAUGUGGCAAUUGGGAGCGGUGGCCACUAACAACUUUGCAACAAAACUACGCAGCAACAGACGCAGCAACGCAUUUGAGUACUUAUUGGGCGUUAGAGAAAAUGGAAGACUUGCCAGAAAGUGAGCAACUGCGUCGCACUGCAGUACGUAGAAGUGGUCCGUCGUCGACAUCCAGUAGACCUUUCGAUUUGAUAGGCAUGAUACGACGGAUAGUAGAUGCGCCGGCAACUACUAGCUCCUCGUCUGCUGGUAGCAGUAGUGGUAGUACUGCUACUACUCCUCCCCUGUCUAGAAGUAGUACGUCGCCUUACAACAGCAAGAGUUCCCAGUCCCGAUCCUCGUCUGCUUCAUCAGGUGAAGCGUCGUCUUCAAAUCACUCUGCACGUGAAGAGCAAAACUCUGUUAUUUUGUUUAGGCCGCGUUUUCCAAGCGCUCAAGCGACGGAAUUGAGAACACGUGAACUCGACCGAUUUAUGCGAAAUGAGACAGGCUCGUCGCUGUUGCGUCUCGAGGUGCCAACGUGCUUGGAUGUUACGCUUCCAAGUUCGUUUUUCGACACUGCGCCGAAUUGUGAGCAAGAAAAUGUGGCGGAAAGUGAAACGGUUGAUGAAGAUCAGAGACCCGCCCCGCCAGAUGCUGAGAAGGAGAACGCUAGAGAAACAAAAGUUGGGGUGUCCGCUUCGUCUCUCAAUGUACUUACCUCAGUCUUUUCUUAUUGACUUAAGUUAGAGGCCAAGCAAGGGGCAGGGCCGGCAUAACUUGCAGGAGCAGGAGCAUGCUGCGCGGAGGGUCGCCGCUCACGCCUUCAGCUUUUCGGAGGACAUUCAUCAGAGGAGGCCAUCUCACCGGGGGAGAGGAGGGAGGCGGGGCGGAGUUUCAACAGGCUGGGUAGAAAGUCGCUAAGACCGAGAGGGCGCCGAAGGAAUGGGAGCUGACCCAACCCAACGCGCGCGCCAUGCGGCUGCACGCAGGAGAAAAAGAACGCGCUGCCGCCUGGGCGGGCCUGGCUGGCAAGUGCGCGAGCGAAUGCCUCACUGGAGUGCCUUUGAGCUAUGGGCGCAGUGGGUUUCUGGUUCAGAAACUCGACGCAGCGAGCCGGGCCAGCGUUUGGCUGUCUACGGUCUUCAUCUGCCGCAGAACCUGAGACUGGCGCACCGGUUAGGGCUCCCGGACAUCUUGGCGGUAGUGCUACUGCCUCACUCUUAUGGCGUCGACCUCUUCGCCAAGAUAGUCGCGAAGCCCUAAAAUUCACGGCGCGCACGAGCCAGCAGCGGGCCCAGGUGUAGAGAGGCCCCUAAGCUAGAUGGCCACUGGAGCCGUGCACUGCAGGGUUGGAGAUUUACGCUGCGGCCAAAGGUGGCUUUGCCUCCGUGCGGACAGUGACAAAGGCGAGCUGCUUCAGAAGAAACGCCUGGGGACGGGAGCAACGUACAGAAAAAGAGGACUUAUCGGCCGCGAGUAUGCACGGGGCGAGCCUCUCACUCAAUGCCUUCGCAAUUCGCUCGGCUUUGCGUAUGCCACGCGCAACCGCAAGCGUGGACGGAAUACGCCAGCACCGACGCAGUGGAGCUCGCUGCAGUCUGUUGCCAUGCUGGCGCCCUUUUCUGAGAAUGUUCGGCUCUGAGUGCCAGUGGGUCGCGGCUUUGCUUUCGGCCGCAGAACGCGAGCGACCCCAGAAGGGAGCGGCGCAGGGCAUUCAGCGCUUUGAAGUUGAAAAAGUAGCAAGGUGGCUGGAGGCGUGGCCCAGCCGCUUCGGCGGGACGGGGGGAGGCACAGGCGCCGCCUUGCUCAUUCGGCUCGCUGGCAGGCGUUUGCUCUUCUUUGGGGUGGAGCCUCCAACAUGCUCGGCGUGAGCUUGGCUGCGUGAUCGCAUUCGGAUAUUGAUAGGUAGCCCACACCACAGGAGGAGGGUGCUCUUCUUGUCUUUGUCUCUGUGUCUGUGCGUGGUUAUGUCAUGGAACGCCGCAGGGACGAAGCCAAACGCGCAAGCACUGACGGGAACCAGUGUGGCAGUACCUUCAGGCUCAGGCGUGCGGCUGCGUUUUGUGUUCUGUGAAAUUUGAAGGCCGCGGGGAACUGUCUGACUCUGGGCUUCGGGCUGGCAGCGUCUUAACAUAACCGGCGCAGACGCAGAGCUUUGACUACAUCCCUCGCUUUCUUAGUUAUUGUUAUACUUCAUCAGCGAAAGCAAAGCGCUGCCAACUAUCAGCAUCAAUCCCAACCCCCUUGCCUCGUGUUCUCCUCUCUACCCAAGUGUGGCUCGUAGUUUAAAUUAGAAGACUCAGUCUCAGCGCAAGAGUGGGCGAACUCUAUAACCUAAGGUCUAGUCUUGUUCCCAUCAGCAUCAUCAUAAUCAUUAUUUGCUUAUAAUUAGAGUCGCUCUCGCUCAUCGCUCAUUCUUGAACGUGAAAAACGCCACGUCAUUUGGUUUUUCCGAAAUCCCUAGUAUGUUACCUAGAGAAACUUCAAUGGAAAAUUCCACUAUUUCUUAUUUCGUCAUGAAUUUUCGUUGUUGGUUCGUCGUUCUCUGCUGGUGCUUCUCAUCAGUGAAUGUCAUUCAAACAUCUAUAUAAUACAGCAAUUGGUAUCCUCCGCGACGAGCAAUUACUCGUCCGACAGAGAAGCAGCAGAAGAGAUCGCGAAGAAAGCCAGGCGACGACGGAGAGUCGACCUUUUAAGCGGCGAGGCUGUGUCCAUCGCAGAAGAGCUCGACAAAUUUUUGCGCGAUCGGAUAGAGGCGCCGCCUGUGUCUGGAAUUUCAACGCCGGAAACACGGAAAAUGGCUAAAGAUUUUAUUGAGCAAGACGGGGGAACGGUGCUCACAGGCCCUCCUGGGCCUUCCAGAUCUAGUUUCGCAUCUAAGUCUAAGAGUAAGCGUGCGAGGACAAAAAAGCAGGAACUCGCUGCUUCACCCACUUCUAGUAGAGAGAAAGCAACUCAGAAAGCACUUCGUGGUCAGGACGACCAUGUCAGUUCAUCUGCCGCAAACACAAAAAACGUGGAGGAGGAUUCGUCCCUGCCAGUGGGUGCUGAAGAGAAUGAAAGCGAUCUUCCUGCGUGGAAACGUCGACGGUGUGCUCCGCCAGACUGGGCGGAUACGUCUUCCAUAGCUUCAGGACGCCUUAUUUCUAAGGAAUACAGUGCCCUGGUAACCGGAGGACAGGAAUCUGGCCAAGAUGAAAACUCAUCAGAUACAAAUGGGGUAGAGCUACCGGAUCCGGGAGGAGUGCGAAGCAAAAGCGUCGAUACGCAAGCAGGAGAUGCACGCGCAACGCCUUUGAAUUUUCGAGACGAAGGAAGCACGUCCGUAUCAUCCACUAGUAGUAGUCGGGGCUCAAAAUUCAGGCGAAAGAAUGCUACUGGCUUCGAGCGCACGCUUUCGGCGGACCUUGUCGCAAAACCAGACGCUAGUGUCGAUCAGCGUUUUUUUUCAGACGAGGCACACACAGACCCGGUGACAAAUUUGCAGUAUGAAAUGGUCGAGUUUCCAUCUUUACCUGCUGAAUCAAACGCCAGUGACACUCUCCCGAUUGCUUCCAGCGCGGCAAGCACAAGAAGUUCUGAAGGAGCCAAGACUGCGGACACAGCGCCAAAGUGGCACAUGUGUGUGCCUUGGACGAAUCCACAAAAAUACGCUUUUGUUUAUGUCCCGACCCGAAUUUUUGGUGUCACCAAGCUGGUCGGCUCUUCUACAUGGCAAGAAUCAUCCAACACCGGAAAACUCGGCGCUGCUGAUACUAGGACUUCAGGGUCACCACCAGCAGCAUCACCGCUAAAGUCCACGGCCCAGGAGGAGGAGACUGUGAAAUCGCGAAAGCCAAUUAGCUUGCACGUAGAGUUGACACACGCGAUGGAAAGAGUGUGGCUUCGAGUCUUACAACAGGGAUAUACUCUUGACGAGGUCGCAAAGGAAUUGAAUCUGAAAAGAAUAACCGUGAUCAGUUACCUUUCCCGUUCUUUGAUCUCCGGCAGGCACUACAUCUGGGGACCUCAUCUUGGAGUCUCGGAUUUGCAUCUAGCCCGGAUACUGGAUGCCCUAUCCGCUUCGGCGUCGACGUCCUCAGGGAACAGAAAUACUAUCCAAGCUGUACGGCCUGUUGCAGCAACGACAACGGCAUCUAAAAGCAAAACGGAAGGCACUAUGUCAAACACCACCGAGACCGGUAUUCAGGCAAAAGAAAGCAAGCAAGAGCAGGAACAUGAGAAAUCCUCCAUCUCGACGCCGGCAAGCUCGUUAAAUAGAAGUGCUACGACCACGCCCAAGUACGGUUUCGUGGGCACCCCGACGAUGACUUUAGAGCAAUUGGCUGAUGAGAUCGAACUCGACACCAUAAGGACAAGUAUAGCCGUACUGCAUCUGCGCCGCCUAGUGGAUGCAGGCACACCAGCAGAAAUCAGUGCUGUUGUUCCAGCGCUGUGCGCUGCGAAGCUCGAGAGGUACAAGUGGGCAAUACGGAAAUGGAAAAAAUUUUCUGUAUUUUCAUCCUCUGAUUACCACUACCACGCUGCAGGUGCCACAACAACUAGAACUGCUCCUAAAUUGAAAGUCGUAGACGAGAUCGAGAAAUAGUCACAGCUUUUCCAAGAUCGUCACAAAAGACCCCUAUACUAGUUAAAGUUGUACAGCUAUACAGAGGCUGACAAACCAUUGCUUUUUUUUGGUAAUUUAGAUUUUUUAGUUAGAGUUUCAGUUUGUCACAGUCUUUGCGAUAUAUUCCGAUAGUUAGUUACGCUAGCACUAUCAGGCUCACUUAUCCGUGUUUCCAAACGACCUGUAUGCAAUGUAGUUUCCGGAUCCCGUUUCGCUUUUCGAUUGAUAUUAUGGUAUGAUUGAUUGUGUUUGAAGAUUUUUACAUUGUGUAGUUGCUGCCACCACGCGUAACCGUAACUUUGCUGAUUGCCAUUCCUGAUAGUCGACCUUGAGGAAGGGGAUCGAUAUUUCUAUGUCUGAUGAUGACUGUGACUUCUGAUGUGUAUAGAAAUUCAGAAAAAGUCCCGAUCCGGAUCAGGCGGGUAAGAUACAAGGGAACAAAUCCCAUUUCGCGUUGACUAGGAACGUUCUACAAGAGGGUGCUCCUUGUUACCG
Messenger RNA from Amoebophrya sp. A25, 6848 nucleotides. The record is from the annotation of a GenBank genome assembly. Lineage: Eukaryota; Dinophyceae; Syndiniales; Amoebophryaceae.